AAUGCAAGUGAUGGGAGGAGAGGAAGUGGUGAGGGAAAGUAACGCAGGGAGGGAGGGGGAAACGUGAUGUAAAAAGUGUAAUACAAUUCGGCUGGAUUGCCCCUCCUUAACUUUGCUCACGUGUGUGCACGCCCAUAAACACACGGAGAGGCCGGCUCGCUCUCACACACACACACACACAUCCUGGCGUCUCAUGUUUGGAGCUCUGUUGUUAACCUGGAGGGAAGCAUCAUUUCGUGUCAAGGUUGAUAUGAGUUGAAGAAGGAUUCAGGACAGGAAGACUGUCUCUGUUUUACUCAUUUGAAAUGUACUGGAGUGAAUGACGCCUGUUGAUCGCUCCAUAAAUGCAGCACUGGUGCAGGGUAAGAGGAAGAGGGACUUCUAUGUCAGAGCUUUAGGAUGGCCAGUGAAGGCUCCACUAUUCCCAGUCCUGUUGUCCGCCAAAUUGACAAGCAGUUCUUGAUCUGCAGCAUAUGUCUGGACCGCUACGAGAACCCCAAAGUCCUGCCCUGCCUGCACACCUUCUGUGAGAGGUGCCUGCAGAAUUAUAUCCCUGCCCACAGCCUCACACUGUCGUGCCCCGUGUGCCGCCAGACCUCAAUCCUGCCGGAGAAGGGUGUGGCGGCAUUGCAGAAUAACUUCUUCAUCACCAACCUCAUGGACGUGCUGCAACGGGCGCCAGGCAGCUGCAGCCAGGAGGCUGCCACUCUCAAUAACAUCACCACUGUAGCUACAGGCCAGCUGCUCUCCUGCCCCAACCAUGGAGGCAGUGUGAUGGAGUUUUACUGUCCUCCAUGUGAGACAGCCAUGUGUCAGGAGUGCACGAGUGGCGAACAUGGAGAGCACCCGACUGUGCCUCUUAAAGAUGUAGUGGAACAACACAAGGCCUCGUUACAGCACCAGCUAGAUGCUGUCAAGAAGAGGUUACCAGAGAUUGACUCAGCCCUGCAGACGCUGUCAGAGAUUCUUCAGCAGCUGACCAAUCAGAAGAGCACCAUCGAGGAUGAUAUCCACACAACCUUUGAUGAGCUGCAGAAGACCCUCAAUGUCCGCAAGAGCGUUUUACUCAUGGAGCUGGAGGUCAACUAUGGCCUCAAGCAGAAGGUGCUUCAAGCCCAGCUGGAUACCCUGCUGCAGGGCCAAGAGGGCAUCACCAGCAGCUGCAACUUCACCGAGCAGGCCCUGAGCCAGGGCACCGAGGCCGAGGUGCUGCUGGUGAAGAAGCAGAUGGGCGAGCGUCUCGUUGAGCUGGCCAGCCAGGAGCUUCCUCUGCAGCCCGGCGAGAACAACCAGCUGGACUUCCUCGUGGAAACAGAGGGACUAAAGAAGUCCAUCCACAACCUGGGAACUAUUGUGACCACCAACGCCGUGGCCUCUGAGACUGUGGCGACAGGUGAGGGGCUGCGGCAUUGUGUGGUGGGUGUGCCCACCUCCAUCACCGUCACCACCAAGGACAAAGAUGGAGAGCUGUGUAAGAUGGGUAACGCAGUCAUCACAGCUGAAAUGUUUUCACCUGAUGGCAGCAAGUGUGACGGAGACAUACUUGACAACAAGAAUGGCACUUACGAGUACCUGUUCACAGCUCCUAAAGAGGGCACUUGUACUUUAUCUCUACGCUUAUAUGACCAAGACAUCAAAGGAAGUCCCUUUAAGAUAAAGGCCACCAAAUCCAUUGAUGUAUCACCAACUUCAGAUUGCAUUAAGAAGAGGCUCAAGUCUCCAGGCAGUGGACACAUCAAGCAGAAGGCCAUCAAGAGGCCGGCCAGUAUGUACAGCACAGGGAGGAGGAAAGAGAAUCCCAUUGAGGACGACCUUAUCUUCAGAAUUGGCACAAAAGGAAGAAACAAAGGGGAGUUCACUAAUCUGCAGGGAGUGGCUGCCUCCUCUCAGGGAAAGGUGCUGAUAGCAGACAGCAACAACCAGUGUGUCCAGAUUUUCUCCAACGAUGGCCAGUUCAAAAGUCGUUUCGGCAUCCGUGGCCGGACUCCGGGUCAGCUGCAGCGUCCGACAGGUGUGGCCGUGCACCCCAACGGCGACAUCAUCAUCGCGGACUACGACAACAAGUGGGUCAGCAUCUUUUCAAGUGAAGGCAAAUUUAAGAACAAGAUUGGCUCAGGGAAGCUGAUGGGUCCUAAAGGCGUGUCGGUGGACAGAAACGGCCACAUCAUCGUGGUCGACAACAAGUCCUGCUGCGUCUUCAUCUUCCAGGUCAACGGCAAGCUGGUCACCAAGUUUGGUAACCGUGGCAACGGUGACAGGCAGUUUGCAGGCCCCCACUUUGCUGCCGUCAACAACAACAACGAGAUCAUUGUGACAGAUUUCCACAACCACUCAGUAAAGGUGUUCAACACAGAAGGGGAAUUCUUGCUGAAAUUUGGCUCUAAUGGGGAAGGCAAUGGCCAGUUCAACGCCCCCACGGGAGUGGCGGUGGACGUCAAUGGAAACAUCAUAGUGGCAGACUGGGGCAACAGCAGGAUACAGGUGUUUGAUGGCAGCGGUUCGUUCCUCUCUUACAUCAACACAUCAGCGGACCCCCUCUACGGCCCGCAGGGACUGGCGCUCACUUCAGACGGACAUGUUGUGGUUGCCGAUUCUGGCAACCACUGCUUCAAAGUCUACCGCUACCUGCAGUAGCCCAUCUCCUCUCGAUGCACAGCCUGUACAGUGUACAUAUAUGUAUAUACAUACACACAUUAGUACAGAGCGACUGGAAGAUUUUUGCGCUCAUCCUCUCACCUGUUCAUCCUUGCUGUCACUGUGCCAUCUGCCAUCCCCAACUAACACGGAGACUUUAUUUGUGGUGCGAGUGAAGCGAGAUUACCUUAUACACACACACACACACACACACACACACACACACACACACGGAUUGCUCCUGCUGAUUGGUGCUCACUGGAGACCUCGUUCAAUUUUCAUCUUAAUGUGGGGGAUUUGGAAAAGUUUUAAUGUGGUUUUGCCACAUGGCAGAACUUUGAAACUGAAAAAAAAAAUAAAACCCCCAAAACUUCUGCACUUGUUCCUAAAAUCUCUGGCUGUAUUAAGUGAAAUCAUAAUUAAAGUGAAAGACACCUUAGUCACCUGGGAAAUAAUGAAAUUGCAUUUCUAGUAGCAGCAACUGCAGCUUCCAGCUAAAUGCUCCGAAGAGUCCUCACAGUUUGCCUAUUUGCUAUAGAAGUAGGCAUAGCAGGGUAUUUUCAAGCAUGAUUAGACCUCUUUGUGCAUGCUGUUUUUACUAAAGAACACCUUAAACUGUGCAUAUUAAACUGUUUCCAGCUGACCACCUUUAACCCUCCAAUGAUCUCUCUGUCAUCACUUUGAAAAACAGCAGUAUGCUGACAAGCGUGACUGUAUGAAUUAAGGUUACCAAACAUAAGCCACCUGAUAUGCUGAAUUCUGCUGUGUAGGCUGUGUAUGACGCCUCUUAACAUUUCAGCCGUGAUCAUGUGCGGACGCCUUGAGUUGUAGAAUCUGAGCGAAAAGCUAAAUGCUUGGAAGAAUGCCGGUAGGGUGCGUCGAGUCCCCAGCUGAAAGGUUUCUUCAUCACGCUGAAAGCAGAGGCGCAGAACUGCAGUCACCUUCACUCCUCUUCAUAUGCUCUUAUAACUUCAAAUAAAAUCUGCAGAAUGACUAACAGGUUGUGUUUUAGCAACACAAUGUGUCUAUCUUCACAAUCAAAGAUCCAAUAGAAAGUCCAACAGUUGAGGUGUGUGUUGUAAGAAUGCACUGUGGCCCUAUUAGAAAGCCUUGUUUGUCUUCAAGCACACAAUUGUCUUUAUUUGUUAUCCAGCAAUGGGUCAUGGAUUUUCUACAUGACCCUGAAAAUUGUUUGUUUUCCAUUGUCUUGUUCAUAUUUGUAAUGCCAAAUGGAAUUAAAGUGCCCACAGAAAAGAAUAGUGCUUUUGUGUAAUAG
Archocentrus centrarchus (flier cichlid) is the source of this 3910-nucleotide messenger RNA. RefSeq names its product tripartite motif containing 2a (gene trim2a). Gene Ontology annotation, biological process: proteasome-mediated ubiquitin-dependent protein catabolic process; protein polyubiquitination. Bases 400 to 2634 code for a protein of 744 amino acids. Gene Ontology annotation, molecular function: ubiquitin protein ligase activity; zinc ion binding; protein binding. NCBI's taxonomy places the organism in Eukaryota, Metazoa, Chordata, Actinopteri, Cichliformes, Cichlidae. The transcript is spliced from 12 exons. The record is from RefSeq and is a predicted model, not a curated record.